Chanos chanos (milkfish) is the source of this 2466-nucleotide messenger RNA. RefSeq names its product transmembrane protein with metallophosphoesterase domain (gene tmppe). The transcript is spliced from 5 exons. NCBI's taxonomy places the organism in Eukaryota, Metazoa, Chordata, Actinopteri, Gonorynchiformes, Chanidae. Gene Ontology annotation, molecular function: hydrolase activity. The record is from RefSeq and is a predicted model, not a curated record. Bases 172 to 1485 code for a protein of 437 amino acids.
UCUUGUAGAGAUAAGCGACACGGGUACACUAGUAGAUAAACCGUAUGUAAAACAUAUAGUUAAUUUUAACAGCAAGAACUUGUCACCCAGAAAUGAAUAUACUGGCGACAGGUGCCGUCUGUCGGCUUUGAAUCGUAUGCUUGAGAGGUAGCAACUGGGAACCUGUCGACUAUGUUGGGUCUUUCGCGGCUCUCGGUGGAGGGGAAAGUGGGAAUCACCACUGGAGUUGUGUUCUUCUCUAUGCUCAUCUCGAGGACGCUACUCUCGGACCUCGUAGAUAAAGAUACCCGCGCCUUGCUGUUCCGUGUACAAUUUCUGCUGUUCAUUAAUUCGCUUUUGCUCAUUGGCUCACUUUACAUAUGGAAGCGUGUAGUGAGGCGAUUGAGUGGCUCAAGAGGGGUAUCCUCAUGGUCUCAGAUGGUGUGGCGCACGACAGUAUUACUGUUUCUCGCACUUGCACAUGGCAGUUAUUUAAGCAUGUUUUUCUUGGUUGGCACAGAACCGCACUGGCUGGCAGUACUUAGCUUCACUUGUUUAGGAAUUUAUGUUAUACUGUUAUUUUUCCUGUUAACGUUUGGUUUCAUUAACCGCAUCCACGGGCUAUUUAAGAGUAGCAUGAGGGACCAGGAGCAAUUGGUCGGGAGUUCAACAAGACAAACGUGGCUGGCUCUGAUUGUCACCGCACUGUUAACUGUAUAUGGAUUAGUUAAUGCAGCGCAACCGCCACAGGUGGUGCAGGUGGAAAUUCCUCUUGAAAAGAUGCCGCAUUCAAUGAGUCCACUCAGAUUAGUUCUACUGUCAGAUAUCCAUCUAGGGCCCACUAUUGGCCGCUCCACUCUGCAACGCAUCAUUACCAUGGUGAACCAGCUGGAACCAGACUUGGUGGUGAUUGUAGGUGAUUUAACAGACUCUCAAGUUUCUCAGCUGCGUAUUGCUGCAGAACCAUUGGGGCUUAUGAAGUCACGGCUUGGUUCCUUCUUUGUCACAGGUAACCAUGACUACUACACGGCUGAUGUGGAAAGCUGGUAUGAGCUCUUGCGCUCAAUGGGAGUGGAGCCUCUGCACAACAGUAAUGCCCGUGUGCAUCGUCCUGGACAGAGUCAGGACUGGAUCUGUCUCGCUGGAAUUGACGAUCUGGAGGCCAGCAUGCUGCGAUACCCUGGUCACGGGAUGGAUGUGGAGCAGGCACUGAGUGGCUGCAGUACAGAACAUCCUAUUAUCCUCCUGGCACAUCAGCCCCGAGCAGCUAAACAGGCGCUGCUGCAGAGACCAGAUAUCAACCUGGUGCUGUCAGGUCACACUCACGGUGGACAGUUGUUCCCUCUCACUAUUCUGGCUUUCCUGGCAAAUCCAUUUUUCUGUGGACUGUACCGUGUUUCGGACCAUACUCACAUCUACGUUACACCAGGAACAGGUUAUUAUGGCAUUCCCAUGAGGAUUGGCAGCAGGGCGGAAAUCACUGAGAUCAUACUCAGACCUGCAUAGACAUACACUUCAGUGGGAUCCAACUUAAAACUGCCAAAAGAGAUGCACUAUAGACACACCAUAUAUAGCCAUACAUACAUGUCCAUGUCUCUGGAUCUCCUUGUAUGCAUGUAUGGAGACGUAUACAAGAGUUAAAAUGCAUUUUUACCCAUCUGCCCUGAACAUAUAUGUCAGAUGUCACUGGCUUGACUGCCAUACAGAGAAUGCCUCUUUUAGACUGACUGAAUACAAAUUUAGAAACUGUUUCUCUCCACUAUUUCUCUUUUCAGCGCAGGAAUUAGUUGAUGGAAUGACUGGAUUGUGCCAAAGUUUAAAAUACGGAGAAUAAUAAAGUAAUUUUAAAUACAAAAGUAAUGUUUAAAAAUAUGUGUGAGAGUAAGUAAAAUUCUGCAACACUUGACUCAAGUACAGAAUGAAAUAUUCGAGAAUCUAUGCGAAGAAAAAAGGAGAAAAACAUACAUCCAUAAAAUAGUGUAAUUCAAUGAUGUACACACAUUAAAUCCUUAACUCAGUCAAAUUUUGACAAUACUUUGAUAUAAGUUGUGUGUUUAGAAAUAGCAUACACCAACAAUCAGAACUAGUACUGCGUGCUACAGUACUAUAAGCUUCAUAGUAUUGGAGUAGCUACAUAUAUAGAACUUAAAAAUUUUGUUUUGUAAUGUACGUAACACUGGAUUGAGGUCACAGUAAUUCUUCUCAGCAUCCACUAGUAUUUUUAACAUAUAAUCACAGGGCAACCACUGGGGCCAAGAAAAAAAAGUUUCCAAAAGUGUCAUAUUAUCUGAGCCCCGUUUAUUUCAAUGGCAGUCUGUGAAAAUGAGGCCCUACAAAGAAGUCUAAGUUAUGUGCAUUAUAAUUAAAAAGUGAUUAUUAUUCAGCAUGGACUUUCUGUUUAUGUUUGGUACGUUCUUCUCAGGCCAGUAUAUCUAACAAAAUCAGGUAAGACUACUUAAAUGUUAAAUUCAGUCACUCUUGGGUGAC